Messenger RNA from Symbiodinium natans, 4431 nucleotides. NCBI's taxonomy places the organism in Eukaryota, Dinophyceae, Suessiales, Symbiodiniaceae. The record is from the annotation of a GenBank genome assembly.
AUGGCCCAUUGCGCAGGCAUUUUUGAUCGAGCUGCGUUGCUGCCUGAGGUCUUCUGUGAUCCAGAUCGUUUGGCCACCGCCUGUGUCCAGCCACAAUCGCGUGGACAAAUAAAGCGCCUGCUGUUGGCUUUGACCCCCGAGUACCAACGCCUGGCCUUGGAGCGGGUGCCGGAGGACUUCCGUGGCUACUUCCAAGCAGAACUGGCCAAGCCCAAGGUGUGCGUGGGCAUGAGCGGCGAGCGCUGCGCCUUUGCUCUUGCAGCACGUGGAGGCCCAGCUCAGGUUCUGGGCAAGCUCCGGCGCUUAUCAGUGGCUGCCCGUGCCCGUGCUUUGGACGAACGCCUGCCGCCCGACACGGUAGAAUAUUUUGAAGCGCAGCUGCAGGGUCCGGCGCCCAAGCGCGCGGCUGGGCGGGGAAGCCGGCGCCUGCUGGACAGGCAGGAGCUCCCCAUCUUGUGGAGAGGUGCCCUGGCAUCGCGGCAGACAGCUGCAGCCCCAGCGUCGGCUGCGACAAAGAAGAAAUAUCGAGAGCAGGUUCUGGCAGACAGGGCUCGGGCACGGCGCCGCAUGGGCCAGCCCUCAAAGCGAACGCCGGCUGGCGAGGCCGUCGAGAAUACCACUGGGUUGCCCCCGGCGAAGCGCCGCCGGCUGGUCGAGGACUUCGAGCGUUGGUGCCUUUUCGACUCCUGGAGCAUGUGCGAGAAUUGCGGCCUCCUCGCGCCUCGCGACCUCACAGAGAGCACGCUCAACAAGCCCCAGCCACCCACCAAUCCUUCAGGCAAGUGCUCCAGAUGCAAAGCUGCGCGCGUGCAGCCGGUGGUGACGCUGGCUGAUGUGCCAGAGGUUCUGCGGGAGCUGUCUGCAGAGGCUGCGCAAGCAUUGUCGCCUUUGGAGAUCGACGUGGGCCCGGUCGUGCGCGCAGAGCACAAAUCCGGCUACCGCCAGAAGACGACCAUGAUCCGCUUCCGCUGGCAAACGACUACAGUGAAGAGGCGCAUCAAGCACUUGCAGGACGUGAACAUGCGGACGAAGGCCCGCGCAGCCUACGACUUCUUGAUGGCCUCGGACGACACACCCUAUGCGACCUUUGUGGCCGAGCAUGCGGAGUUUCUGGAAGAACACCCCGGCGCCGACGAGCUCACUCGCCGUCGCCGGCUGCAAUUCAUUGAACGUCUCGGCGUGGAGUGCGCCCUCUGGCCUGGUUUGUUCUGGGAUGUGAAGCGCACCUUCACUCACGAGCGUGCCACGGAUCCCAGGCGGGUGAUUCGGCAGGAGCGGGCAGCCACCUUGGAGGACGUGCUGAAUGCCGGUCGGGCCGCUGAGCGUGCAGCCUUUCCUGCUGCAGAAAGCGAUGAGGAGGUUGAGGGCAACGACGACAGCGAAGAGGAGAGCCAGGUGGCAGAUGAGGAGGACGCAGAAGCAAAUGACGCCACACGCCACAGCAUGAAACGUCUCUUUGCUGCUUUGGCGCUGGGUCGUCUCCUGGGCUACGCGGGGGAUUUCGAGCUUCUCCAGUUCGUUUAUGACCUCAACCUCUGGAGCAGCAUCGGUUCCAAGAAGAACCUGCAGCUGCCGACGCCCAUGCGUCUCAUGCUCAAAGGCGAGGCCUUCAGCCCCCACUAUUGGCGUGGCGUGCACUAUGCCUUGCUGGACAUGGUGCGGCAGGUGGGCUACCCUCGCAUCUUCUUCACCAUAGCCCCCUACGAGUGGAGCUUCCCCUACCACGAGUGGGUCCGCGACGAGAUGCAGAAGCUGCUCAAGGAGCGCCUCUUCCUGCCGGUGGCGGAGACGCUGCACAUUGUGCACGUCAUGGUCCAAACCGUGAAAGGCUUGCUGUUGGGGCGCACCGGGGGACGGGGGCGGCAGAAGGCUUGGAAGAGCAACAUCUUCCAUUGUCUUGACGAGCAGGGCCAGGCCCGCCGCCUGCACUUCUUCCUGCGCUUGGAAUAUCAAGAUGGGACCCGCAAGGCAGCCACGCAGGACUACCACGGCUCGGGCCGUGUCCACGUGCACGUCGUCAUCUUUGUGAAGCCUGAAGACGUCGAGCAGCUGGAUUUGGCCGAGACUGUGUCCGCCACUCUGCCCGAAGACUCGGACCUCCGUGGCUACGUCGAAGGCAGCCAGUACGACCAGGACAAGAAGAGUGGCUGGCCUAUCCACGAGGCACCAACCUGCUUUGACCGUGAGACAGGGGUCUGGCGCUUGCAGCACACGGAGGACGACCACGCCGAAGGCCUGCGCCCCUACCUCGUUGAUCUCAUGGAGGUGCUCCGCUGCCACCAAGACUUCCAGAUGUGCGACGACGACGGCCUGCUCCGCGCCUACGUCACCAAGUACGUCAGCAAGUUCUCGGACGCGGCCAGCGAGGAGUGGCUCAACGAUGACGCCGAAGCCAUGAGCAUCGCCGCCACCGUCCUCAUGCGCUACCGGCCACUGGAGCCCGAGAUGGUGCUGCAGCUCUUCGGUGCCAAGUUCCGCCAGUGGCACCUCUCCACCCAGAGCGGCGGCAAGCGCGACUUGGUGGCGCCCUACCCUGACCAGGAGCCCAAGUUGCGCGAGGUGGAGCUGUACGAGCAGGCAGACUGGGCUCGUGGCCGCAUCAGCCUCCUCGACUACUUGCGCAAAACCACGGCCGAGGGGAAGAUCUGCCACUGGCUCAAGAAGAAGCACGCGCAAUCUGGCAGCGAGGCCACCCUGGAGGACUUUGCUGCGAACUACGUGAUGCAAGGCGAGAAAGUCGUGGCCGCCGAAACGGUUUCCAAGUUCAACGACCGCUACUUUGGCCAGUGGCUCAUGCUGCAUGUUCCCUUCGAGGAAGCCACGGACUUCUGCCUGCCGGAGCACGUCGCCCGACGGCUCCCGGAAGCACACAAAUACUUCGCCAUGGCAAUCCUCUGCGAGCACUCGGUGGCGCAAGCCAUGUGGCAGGACGACGAGAAGAUCCGCGCCGAGCUGAAGAUGGAGGCGCACACCAAGGAUCACGUGGACACCAUCCUUGCCAUGAUCCGUGCGCACCGCGGCUUGCUUCAGGAAUACCUUGAUGGCUCCCUGGACGCCCGAAAGGACCGGCAAAACCAGGAGCAGUGCCGCGGCAAGACGCAGGCCCCCAAGAAGAAAGCAGGCCCCGUGGAUGCCAGCAAGUUCAACAGACAGCAACUCCGUGCUUUCCGAGGCUUCAAGGAGCUCGUGGACACCGCAGUGGACAGAGCGCUGGCCAUCGAGGAUGCCGAGGACGAGGGCGAGGCGGACCGUCUGCGACAAGAGGCGAGGGACAGCAAGGCCAACGUGUGCCUGGGACCACCCGGGACCGGCAAGACCACGGUGGUCUUCUCUUGCAUCGACCGUGCCUUGACCAAGGGCGGCAAGGUCUUGAUGGCUUUGCCGACCGCCCAGUUGGCCAGUCGCAUGAAGGCGCGCUACGGCCACAAGAUUGACAUCGACACCUGCCAUGCCGCAUUCGGCCUACAUGAAUCUGCAGAGCAUGGCGAGGCGUCCUUGCUGAGCAUGUACUCCCUCAUUGUCGUAGACGAGCUUUCGCAACUGGACAUGGUCAACUUCGACAGGAUCUUGCGCUUGUGGGCAGCUGCAGAGCGCAAGCCGGCCCUCGCGCUGCUGGGCGAUCGGUACCAGAUGCCCGGUAUGGGGGAGAAGCGCAAAUGGCAUUCGCGCCUUUGGAACACCAUGUGCUACCGCGUGGCCCUCCACAAAAUGUACCGCUGCAAGGACAAGGUGCACGCCAAGCUGCUGGCAACCCUCAGGACCGGCAAACCAAAUGCCAAGCUGCUCCGGCAGCUCCGCAAGAAGAUGGCGUGGCGGCCGCCGGGCCGUCCGACGGUGAAGGGACUCCAGAAGCUCCUCAAAUCCAAGCCCAACACGACGAUCCUGACUUGCACCAGGCGGGGCGCUGCUGUGGUCAAUGGAACUGCCUUGAAGGCCCUGUUCCCGAAGUACCCUCCGAUUGCGACUUUGCCAGCUGACGUGGACUCCAAUCCUGAGAACUAUGUGCAAGGCAAGCUGAAGCCACCUGCAGAGCUGCAGCCCUCCACUAUGCCUGUCUACAAGGGCAUGCGGGUAUACUUGACCCGCAACGUGCGGAAGGAUAUCGACUUCGUCAAUGGAAUGGAGGCGACGGUGCUGAAGUACGACGACAACACGGGCGGCCUCCUGGUGCGCACUGCCACCGGGUUCGUGGUCAGCGUCUGGCCAUGGACUGACCCGGAAAGGGGUGGCUUGGUCUACUAUCCCGUCCGGCCGGGCUACGCGUCCACCAUCCUGAAGUUCCAGGGCGCCGAGCUGCCUCACGUCGUGGUCUACCUGGAUGCCCCGAAGGUGCCUGCCGCGGCCUACACUGCCAUCAGUAGGGUCGGCUACUACAAGGACUUCUUGUUGGCGGGCAUCUUGACGGAGGAUCACUUCACUCCAGCCAAGUGA